This is a messenger RNA of Phodopus roborovskii (desert hamster), 1409 nucleotides long. It is a transcript of the gene Tlcd4, whose product is annotated as TLC domain containing 4. Gene Ontology annotation, biological process: lipid homeostasis. Lineage: Eukaryota; Metazoa; Chordata; Mammalia; Rodentia; Cricetidae. The coding region runs from base 420 to 1211 and encodes 263 amino acids. The transcript is spliced from 7 exons. The record is from RefSeq and is a predicted model, not a curated record. Gene Ontology annotation, cellular component: endoplasmic reticulum; membrane.
UCCCCGGGGCCGAGGGUGAGCUCUCCGGAUCCCCUCGCAGCCCCCCGCCGACAGUGCAGUUCCAGCGCGGGGAGGAGGGCCCCACGCGCGGCCUCCGGGCCCCGCCCACUCCGGCCUGGGGUCGGAGCCGCGGAGAGCGCCAGGCGAGUCCGAGCGGCCGCGGCCCCUUUAAGGAGCCGCUCUGCGGUAACCCGAGCCCGCAGUCCGGGCGGGCGCGGCGGCAGCGGCGGCGCGAGCCUCGGCGACUGCUCCUUCAGGCGUCCCCGGCUCCCGCGAGCAUCUCGCGCGUGGCUCCGGCCGGCGCAGCCUUCGGGCCGGGCCGGAUGACCAGGCGCCUGUGAGCCCCGCUGUGCUCUCCCGGCCCCGCGCAGCCGCCGCCCGCGCGACUCAUCCCGGGACCCGGCACAGGGUGAAGAGCUAUGGAAGCCAACGCCAAACUGGUCAUCGGCACUGUGUGUAGCAGCUUUGCCAUCUUUCAGACUCUGUUUCAUUUUGUAAGUUACUGGUUUUCAGCAAAAGUUUCCCCAGGUUACAAUAGCCUUAGCAUCGAGAAGAAGAUCGAAUGGAACUCAAGGGUAGUAUCUACGUGCCACUCUUUGCUGGUUGGGACUUUUGGUUUAUACCUCUUCCUAUUUGAUGAGUCUACUAUAGUUGAUCCACUCUGGGGUGAUUCAACGCAUGUGAAAUUGAAUAUUGCAACUGCUUCAGGCUACCUCAUUUCUGAUUUGUUGAUUAUACUUUUGAAUUGGAAAGUGAUCGGCGACAAGUUUUUUGUAAUUCACCAUUGUACGGCGCUAGCUGCUUACUACCUUGUGUUGAGAGAUGGAGUGCUUGUGUACAUUGCCAAUUUCCGCCUGCUUGCCGAGCUUUCCAGCCCCUUUGUGAACCAGAGGUGGUUCUUUGAAACCCUGAAGUACCCCAAGUUUUCCAAAGCCAAUGUCAUCAAUGGAAUCCUCAUGACAGUGGUCUUUUUCAUAGUGAGGAUCAUUGCAAUACCUCCUCUGUAUUUCUUCAUGUACUCCGUGUACGGAACAGAAGCCUAUGCAAGGCUUGGAUUUACAGUUCAGUUUUGCUGGGUCACCAGCUGUCUUGUUUUGGAUGUGAUGAAUGUCAUGUGGAUGAUCAAAAUUACAAAGGGAUGCAUUAAGGUUAUCUCUCUCAUCAGACAAGAGGAAGCCAAGAGUAGCCUACAGAACGGAAAACUCGAUUAAAGGCGCGCUUCAUCAAACAUCUGUGUUUCCAUAAGCCAUCUUCAUUCCUCCCCUCGCCGCAUCUACUAAUAGAUGAGCUCCUGGCAUGCUCGAAUGCUGCUCCAUUAAUUCUGAUUGUUAUUCAGGGUUUCAGUGUUUUCUUCUCUCUCUCCUUUUUAUCUUUAGAAAAGAGAAAAUAAAAUUUAGUUUUCACUCCCA